Messenger RNA from Umbelopsis ramanniana AG, 1065 nucleotides. RefSeq lists its product as uncharacterized. Gene Ontology annotation, molecular function: protein kinase binding. Gene Ontology annotation, biological process: signal transduction. Lineage: Eukaryota; Fungi; Mucoromycota; Umbelopsidomycetes; Umbelopsidales; Umbelopsidaceae. Bases 376 to 834 code for a protein of 152 amino acids. The transcript has a single exon. The record is from RefSeq and is a predicted model, not a curated record. Gene Ontology annotation, cellular component: nucleotide-activated protein kinase complex; cytoplasm; nucleus.
CUACAAGUGGGGAUAUUUUAUUGAAAUGGAUCAUCGUAAAUGUGCCAGAAAUAUGCCCGAAACAGAUCAUUGACGUAGAACAAUAGAUACCGACGAAUGUGCUUGCUUGCUGUAUCAAGACAAAUCCUUACGAUAGCAAUAUGUUCCCACAAUGUGUAUUAAGCUACAAGUGUCACGAAAGAAGUCUAUAACUUGGUAAUCUACUAGAUCAGCAUGGAAGAUACGCGGCGAUUGAAGAAGCAGAUUCUAGACUGAAACCGUCAUGUUUCGUCUACCUUUCAAUUUUUUUUACCGUGACGGUGGUGGCAUGAUUAAAUUUUAACUCUCCCAAAUUUUUCUAUUGCCUUCCGAGAUUCCAACCUUUUCACUUUCGUCAUGAGCCAACAGAAAACUUUUAAGCAUACGUUUACUUACACUGCCCCGGAAGCGAAGAGUGUUUUAGUAACUGGUACCUUUGAUAACUGGAGCAAGACCCAAGUUCUUGACUUUGUCAAUAACGGCAUGUUCACUGCCACCGUGCAGAUUCCGUACGAGACUCCUGGUCAAGACAUCCUCUACAAAUAUGUUGUUGAUGAACACUGGCUGACCGACAGUAAGACUGAAACUACCACUGAUGCUGAGGGGAACGUCAACAAUAUUUUGCAUGCUCCCGUCGAACCAGAGCUUGCACAGACAUCAGUCAGCGAAGCCAACGUAGCCGACGCUGGACCGGAACAGCCAAAGCAGGAAUCAUUACCUCCAUUGUUCGUACCCCCAGUUGUACUUCCAUCUGACCGGGCAGCUUAUGAAGGUAAUACAUGUUAUAAUUUGCCGCUCGGAUACGUCACAUCUUAGAAGUGAAGGGUCGGAAGAUCAUAGCGCUAGACCUUUCGUCUUGCAAAUGAAAGGAAUCUGCAAUCCAAUACAUGGUUGACCAAUAUUCUGACCGAUCUAUUCAAUUUGAUACAGCUGCCGUUGCUAAAGGUGACAAUGAAGUUGUAAAGCCACAAGCAACCAAUAUCGAAAGCUUCCCUGUUGUUGAGAACGAUCUCGAUAGAGCGAACUCUCCGGGUAAGUCAUUGAGAU